AUGGAAGUCCAAAUUUGGUCAACGGCCACCGCCGUCAUUCUACUAGCAAUCCUCUCCGCCCACCUCCUCACAAAGGCCCUCCGGCGAAAAAAGCCCAACUACCCGCCCGGCCCGAAACCCUGGCCCAUAAUCGGAAACCUCAACCUGAUCGGGCCCCUCCCCCACCAAUCCCUCCACGACCUCUCCCUCAAGUACGGGCCCAUCAUGCACCUCUGGUUCGGGUCCCAACAGGUCGUCGUGGGCUCCUCGGCCCGCGCGGCCCGUGUCUUCCUCAAAACAAUGGACGUAAACUUCGCUUCCCGGCCCAAGACCGCCGCCGGCAAGUACACAACCUACAACUAUUCCGACAUCACGUGGUCCCCCUACGGCCCGUACUGGCGCCAGGCUCGACGCAUGUGCCUGAUGGAGCUCUUCAGCUCCCGUCGGCUCGAGUCCUACGAGUACAUCCGGGCCGAGGAAUUGGGCUCGCUGUUGAAGAAAAUGUUCGAAUCGGCCCGUGAGCCCGUCCAAUUGAAGGACCGGCUGUCGACGCUGAGCCUCAACAUCAUUAGCCGGAUGGUUUUGGGGAAAACGUAUCUCGACGGGGGGCAAAACGAUGUCGUUUCUCCCGACGAAUUCAAGCGGAUGAUCGACGAGCUUUUUCUCCUGAACGGGGUUUUGAACGUCGGCGACGUGAUUCCGGCGGUAGGGUGGCUGGAUCUGCAGGGGUACGUGAGGAGGAUGAAGGCGGUUAGCAAGAAAUUCGACCGGUUUUUGGAGAGGGUUCUGGACGAGCACGAGGAGAGGAGGCGGAGCACGGCGGGGUACGUGAGCCGGGACAUGGUGGAUGUGCUGCUGGAGCUGGCGGAGGCGCCGGAUCUGGAGGUGAAGCUCGAGAGGCACGGCAUCAAAGGUUUUACACAGGAUUUGCUGGCGGGUGGGACCGAGAGCUCGGCAGUGACCGUGGAGUGGGCCAUCUCGGAGCUAUUGAAAAAGCCCGAGAUUUUCACACGGGCUACGGAGGAGUUGGAUCGGGUUAUCGGACGGGAUAGAUGGGUCAAAGAGAAAGAUAUUCCAAACCUCCCUUACAUAGAUGCCAUUGUCAAGGAGACCAUGCGCCUGCACCCCGUGGCCCCAAUGCUUGUACCUCGAUUGUCACGUGAAGAUUGCAAGGUGGAUGGAUAUGACAUAAAGAAGGGGACCCAAGUGCUAGUCAACGUGUGGACAAUUGGGAGGGACCCAUCCCUAUGGGAAAAGCCCAAUGAGUUUUGUCCAGAGAGAUUCAUUGGUAAGGACAUUGAUGUAAAGGGCCACGAUUUUGAGCUUCUACCGUUUGGGUCGGGCCGGAGAAUGUGCCCCGGCUACAGUUUGGGCCUCAAGGUGAUCCAGUCCAGCUUAGCCAACCUGCUGCAUGGCUUCAAUUGGAAAUUGGCGGACGGUAUGAGGCCCGAAGACUUGAAUAUGGAAGAAAUAUUUGGGCUUUCAACCCCAAGGAAGGUCCCUCUUGUCACUUUAGUAGAGCCCAGGUUGCCAGUUGAGCAUUAUUCCAUGUGA
Striga hermonthica is the source of this 1533-nucleotide messenger RNA. The record is from the annotation of a GenBank genome assembly. Lineage: Eukaryota; Viridiplantae; Streptophyta; Magnoliopsida; Lamiales; Orobanchaceae.